AUGUCUACACAAGAUAGUCUGGUUAUAAGUGGACAAUUAGAAAUAUAUCUCCGUAAUACAUGGAUACCUAUCAAAGCAACUCUACAAAAUGAUGCUUUGGUUAUUGAAUUAGAACACACUCCAAGUAUUUCUAGCAAUCAUCACGAAGAUAUUUCCACUGCAAAACGUCUGGUACGUAUAACAAAAGAAGAACUAAAUGGUCUAGGAAUCAGUAUUAAAGGUGGUAGAGAAAAUAAGACACCAAUUCUAAUCAGUAAAAUAUUUAAGGGUAUGGCAGCUGAACAAACUGGUCAACUGAAUGUUGGUGAUGCAAUAUUAUCUGUAAACGGUGAAGAUCUACGGAAUAGUACACAUGAUGAAGCAGUUCGAGCGUUAAAACGUGCUGGACGAAUUGUUGAAUUAGAAGUAAAGCAUAUGCAUGAAGUGACACCGUAUUUUCGAAGGGCAGUAGGGAUGGAAACAAUAGCAUGCUCUGCUGAUCUCAGUUGGCCUACUAGUCAGCUCGGUAAUCUGGUCCCGUUCGGAGCUAAUGAUACCACUGGUAAAAAUGUCACAUCAACAGGUAGUAUAGAGCAUCCAGGACGUUCUGGUGGUCCUGGUGUAGUGCCAUUAAGACUAACACAUUUAGUAAGAGAUUUAACAUUACCAGAUGUGACUGGUUGUUGUUUUGAGUUACACAGUUCAGAUGGUCGACGUUCAUGUCUGCUCCGUGCACCAGAUGCUCAAGAAGCUCGAAUGUGGUUCGAUGCAAUACACAGUAAAAUGAAAAUUAUAAAUAAAUCUUAUUUGGCUGAACUAAAUCGUCUACUUCCCCCAACCCAAGAACUAAAACAACUGGAUUGGUUAGUGGAGUUACGGUGUACUAGUUCAGAUGUACCAAAUAGAGUAGGUGAUCAUAUGGAUGAUAUAAAUGGUAAUAUUAUAAGUGAUAUUCUAUCAGCUGGAGAUCACACGACAGCAACAGCACAUUCCCAACUUAUUCAUACAACAUGGAAACCAGUAUUCGCAGCUUUAUCUGAUAGAGAUUUACUAUUGUAUGACACUGCUCCCACAUCUAAAGAAGAAUGGGCUAAUCCUGUGCAAGCACAUCCAUUAAUUGCUACACGUGUUGUUCAGGUAGAUUUAAGAAAAUCAAUUCUGAAUGAUUCUCAUGCGCAAAAUGAAAUUGGUCGAAGAUAUCCACCCGGAGACAUGGUCACAUUUGUAACUAGAACAGGUAGUAAACACGGUGUUGAAUCUCAUACAUUUGCCGUAUCUACUCAAGAGGAUUUAAUGACGUGGUCUAAUGCAAUCAUUGAAGGCGCACAUAUGGCUGUAGCCGGGGCUCAAGAAGUAGUAAUCACUUGCAGAUGGCAAAAUUAUGAUUGUCGUUUAACAUUACACUAUGAUACUGGAUUAAAAUUAAUCUCUUGUCAAUUUCCUAUAGAAUCACAUUCAAUACCACAAUCUUAUCCACAUGGGAAUAUGACUAGUGGACAUGUGAUAUGGGAGUAUCCAUAUGAAAGACUGAGGUCAACUGCAGAUGAUGGGAAGACAAUUCUGUGGAUCGAUUUUGGACCAGAUGGAGAAUAUGAAUUAGAUUUACUUGGAUGUCCAAAGCCUGUAGUAUUCAUUCUACACAAUAUAUUAUCUGCCAAAGUAACGAGACGUGGAUUAUUUGGAUAA
Schistosoma spindalis is the source of this 1665-nucleotide messenger RNA. The record is from the annotation of a GenBank genome assembly. NCBI's taxonomy places the organism in Eukaryota, Metazoa, Platyhelminthes, Trematoda, Strigeidida, Schistosomatidae.